UAAGUGCUUAUAAGAAAUCGAAACUGCUAAGGAAAUAUAUAUAUAUUUCGGUUUAGAAAUCUUAUUUACUUGAAAUAAGGCAUCUUUUAAAUUCAUGAAUAUUGACUCCAGUAGGUUUUACAUUGCUGUCGGCGACUAAUUGUCUUUUAAACGCAUGGAGCAUUGAGAGUCAUUUAGUCCUUAUGUUUAUCGUGAACGAGUAGAACACUUUGCUGAUGAGGGAAUAUCAUCUCGUUUUCUUGAUCAUUUCUACUACAAAAUUCCUGAUCCGAGAUCCGAGAAAAUCCUCCGCGUCCAUUUCAAAGGUCCCCGUACAGCAAAUUUCCGGCUACUAUUUUAGGGUUUCUAAUAAACCGUGGAAAUCUAUUUUAGGGGCAAAGCCUAAAAUUUUCACAAAUAUUUUUAAUUUACCAACGUUUGCUUUUGUUUUUCUACAAAAGGUGAAUAUGAUGUUAAAUAUCACAAAAUGAAACUUAAAGAAAGAAUUUAUUAUUUCAUCCAUUGGCAGCCGACCGACACAGGCAUAAUUUAUUGUCGGCAAGGAAUUGUCAGAUUUUCGCACAGAGAGACGAAAACUGAUUUGUAAAGACAGCGCGUGUACAUUAAUGAUUAAAGUACACCUGAGAUCAACACGAAAAGCCAUUAAUUAAAGAUACACCAUUUUUUCUACAGAAUAUUAUUUUUCCUCUUUAGCAUAUUUAUAGCAGAUUGAGGGAUGAGGGACAAUGCUUUCUAUUUCAUUACGAUUUUGGAACGGAACAAAUAAAAUAUCGCGUUUUAGAAGUGAGAGGAAAUAAUUUGGCGUGCGCCUUAGCAAAAGGAAAUUGUGCCACCAACCACAGAAUGCCUAAUUUCUAGUCUUGUUUCGCAUGAAAUAAAAACAUUAAGAAAGGUUAUUAGUGAAGAGAUCAAAGUGCUUGUUUAUUAACUUCGGAGAGCUUUGAUCGCUCUUCGCUAAAAAGUGGGCUCUAAAAGACAAUAAUAACCCAAAUUCAAUGUUCCAAUAUAGAUGCGACACAUGUCCGAUAGCCGGUGUUAUCAAUGGAAAAUCGCAAUUUUAGCAGAAACAGAUUACACUGCGAUACGAAAAAGUAAAUAUGUCAAAUGGUCCCACCAACCGUCACUAAAAACACUUCAGAUGGGUAAAGUAAACUUCACUCUUCCAAUUCACCUGCCGUCCACAAACGCUCGUAUGCCAACAUAUUACUGUUUUGAGAAACGCCAAAUAAAUAACGCACGUUCCUGCUUAAGACGUUUUAAAAUACGACGCUAGUGCAAUUCCACAGUUCAACAUUUCAUCAUAGGGGAAACGACUUACCAAAUAACCAAAAUCACACUAAAAUUACAUUGGCAACGGAGAUUUUUAAAUUGUUUUUUUUUCACUGCGGAUAAGCCGAUCAAGAUAAUCGACACUAUCGAUAAUGGUGAGAAGGGAAGACUAUUUUUUUAUGUAAUGAAGGACAGUUUUAUUACUUUGAAAAAAACCCUUAAACAAUGAUUCUUCACUCAUAACUAGACGAGAGCACCGGAGGUAAUAAUAAUAACCAAUUAUCUUAAGGGAUGACGCCCCAGGGUGCAUCGAGAGAGAAAAAGACAGCUUUCUUAGUUGUGUGUUCAAACUGAGCAAUAUCCGCCAGACAUGGAUGGUGGAAGCGUGGCGCUCGUCGUUUUAUUCGCCAUUAUUGGUGCGCUCGGGAUAGUCUUUAACUCUGUGGUGAUAGAAGUGAUCAGACACAACAGCAUGUUACACACUCCCAUGAAUUACCUCCUCAUGAAUCUCGCUAUCAGUGAUAUCAUCAUCGCGGUCUUUAUCCUCCCCAGACAUGUGUUCUUAGGGUUGUUCACGCACCCGACUGGUCUAGUCGGAGACUUUCUCUGCAAGUUCGUCACUGGCGGGGGGAUAAUCUGGAUCGGUGCCACCGCUGAAGGUUACACUCUGAUUACGAUCGCGUGUGAGCGCUUUUUCGCCAUCGUGCGGCCACAUGACGCCCGGGCGCGUAUUACCACCCGGAAACUUCGCUGGAUUGUGCCGCUAUGCUGGGCAGUGAACACUGCAGUCAAUCUGCCAAGUCUAUCGUCUCUUGCGUACAACCAGGAACUAGACUUUUGCCAGGAAUCCUGGCCAAACUGGGUCAACCCUACGGCUUACGUUGGGUUUGUGUUCGUGGUUGGCGUCAGCUCCGUGAUUGUGUACGCCUCGCCUGGGGCUAUCUACGGAUCGCUCGUGUACAACAUCACCGUACUGUUCAUUUUGAUCAAUUCCUCGUUGCAUCCGUUCCUGCUAUGCUGGCACAUGCGCACUUUCCGUCAAGGAUUGUGGAAGGUCUUGGGCUGUGGGGGUGCCGCUGUUGGUCCAUUGCAUAUGGGCGACAGCGUCGCGCCCACAAACACCUAUAAUACGCAAGCUGCGGGCGAAUUAGCUAUUGCGAACUCUGGAUAUGUGGCGAGACCGUGCUCACGGCACUCGAGAGCUUAAAGUGAUUCACUCAGCCUCCCCUGCAGUUUUGUUUUCCUUUUUUGUUAUUUACGGAUAAAACUACAAGAUAUAUAUCCAAAAGCAUAUCCAAGAGCAUUUUAAGCGUACCAAAUUCAGUCCUGAAAAAUGAAGAUAGGUAAUGUAAUGUAGGUAGCACUAUAUCUGCCAGUAUUACAAAAUGGCGGCGGACAGCUGUGCGUCAAUAUGACUCAAGAAAAGCACUUAGGACACAUAGCUAAGGCUAAAAGGUAUCAUUGAUUAAUUGCAACUAGUGUUUUGCCAACAAGACGAAUAUUUAGGAAUAUUCUCUAUGUUGAAAUUGGAUACAGAAUAGAUAAAUGGAGGGGCGGGGCGUCGGUAAUAAAUCUCACCUGUCUCUA
Nematostella vectensis (starlet sea anemone) is the source of this 2856-nucleotide messenger RNA. RefSeq names its product neuromedin-U receptor 2-like. The transcript has 2 exons. Gene Ontology annotation, biological process: G protein-coupled receptor signaling pathway. The record is from RefSeq and is a predicted model, not a curated record. NCBI's taxonomy places the organism in Eukaryota, Metazoa, Cnidaria, Anthozoa, Actiniaria, Edwardsiidae. Bases 1640 to 2476 code for a protein of 278 amino acids. Gene Ontology annotation, cellular component: membrane. Gene Ontology annotation, molecular function: G protein-coupled receptor activity.